Molecule: messenger RNA, 1167 nt
Organism: Podospora anserina S mat+
Lineage: Eukaryota; Fungi; Ascomycota; Sordariomycetes; Sordariales; Podosporaceae
Exons: 3
Coding region: 1-1167 (388 amino acids)
Cellular component (GO): cytoplasm
Molecular function (GO): 2-oxoglutarate-dependent dioxygenase activity
Source: RefSeq, a predicted model, not a curated record
AUGGCGUCUGCUGCAAUCGAGGCAUCAAUCGUCGACACAGUCGGGCCCAAGAAAGACACCUUGCCCCUCCCAGAGCCAGCCCGGCAACGGCUGAUCAGGUCUGGAGUAGACCUGACCAACGGAUAUCCAUACCGUCCACUAGUACCCUUGUAUCUCCAGGAUGUCUACCAACUCCGCAGUGCUGAGCGUAUCCAUGAAGAUGCAGGGGCCAGAGCUGACAAGUCCAAAAAGAAUCUGUUUUCGGCGGCAAGCAAGGUGACCGACCUGACAGCCCAUAUCGGUACUGAGAUUGAGGGUCUCCAGUUGAAGGACCUGACACCCGAGCAACGUGACGAGCUUGCUCUUUUGAUCGCGGAACGCAGUGUUGUGUUUCUCAGAGACCAAGAUAUUUCCCCACAACAACAGAGGGAGCUAGGAGAAUGGUUUGGUGAGGUUGAAGUGCAUCCCCAGGUCCCACAAGUGCCUGGCGUCCCGGGCGUGACUGUCAUCUGGCCAGACCUCCAGGCCCAAGAUUUGCCCGCCAACUUUCGUAACCCAGGAGGAGCGUCUCGAUGGCACACCGAUCUUGUCCAUGAACGACAGCCGGCAGGCAUUACCCACCUCCACAACGACACUGUGCCUCCGGUUGGGGGGGACACGCUCUGGGCCUCGGGAUACGGUGCUUAUGAGAAAUUAUCCCCCGAAUUCCGCAAGUUCAUUGAUGGAAAACAAGCUGUGUAUCGCUCCGCACAUGCCUAUCUUGACCGCGAGAAUCCGAGUGCCGGUCCAAAGUUCGUCGAAAGGGUCCAUCCUCUUGUUCGUGUGCACCCUGCAACAGGCUGGAAAGCACUCUGGGUGAACCGCGCGAUGACGACGAGGAUAGUUGGAUUGGAUAAAGCUGAGAGCGACUUGAUCUUGAAUUAUCUGCAUGACGUGUAUGAGAAGAACGCGGAUAUCCAGGUCCGAUUCCGAUGGACCGCCGGGACCAGUGCUCUGUGGGACAACAGCGCCAGUUGGGAUUACGAAGGAAAGUAUUCAAGACACGGCACUCGUGUCACAUCGCUUGCCGAAAAGCCCUACUUCGACUCAAAGGCCCCGACUCGUCGACAGGCUUUGGGUCUUCUGGAUGAAGACGAGAAGGAGGCUCUUGGUCUGGCAAGGGACAGGGUGGGCGACCACUCGCCUUGA